Messenger RNA from Papaver somniferum (opium poppy), 1200 nucleotides. RefSeq lists its product as uncharacterized. Gene Ontology annotation, molecular function: nucleic acid binding; zinc ion binding. The coding region runs from base 1 to 1200 and encodes 399 amino acids. The record is from RefSeq and is a predicted model, not a curated record. The transcript has 4 exons. Lineage: Eukaryota; Viridiplantae; Streptophyta; Magnoliopsida; Ranunculales; Papaveraceae.
AUGGAUCGUGAAGACCUUGUAAGUGAAGCUAAUAAUUACUUACUUCUUGUAAGAGGACGUUCAACAGACAGGAUAAAGAAGAAUGGUGGUUAUGGUAAAGGUAGAGGACGUUCUAAGAGUAGAACGCGACUGCAGAAAGAUGAGUGUGCUUGGUGCCAUGACUUUGGUCAUUGGGCUAAGGAUUGUACCAAGCGUAAGGCAAGAGAAGGAUACCGAGAUGGUACAUGGGUAUUAGAUACUAGAGCAAAGUAUCAUAUAUGUCCAUAUCGGGACUGUUUCUCAUGUUUUGAAGAGCUUUAUAGAGAAGUACGUAUGGGAAACAAUCAUACCUGCAGAGUGAUUGGGAUUGGUAGUGUUCGUAUCAAGAUGCAUGAUGAUAUGGUUAGUGAGUUGAAGGAGGGCAUACGCCAUCAUAACUUAUACUAUUUGAUUAGGAGUACAACAAUAGGGGAUGUGUCUAUUUCUGAACACAUCGAGAGUGCAACUACCGAGAAGACAAAGUUAUGGCACAUGAGACUUGCACAUCCAGGUGAGAAGUCGUUGCAUAGGUUGAUUCAACAAGACUUGUUAAAAGGUGCAAUCACCUGUAAGUUAGCAUUUUCCGAACAUUGUGUUAAGGGAAAGAAAACAAGAACAAGCUUUGUCACAACUAUCCACAAUACUAGUGGAGUUCUUGACUAUGUUUACUCAUAUGUUUGGGGUCCUUCCAAGAAUGCAUCAUUGGGAAGGAAACAUUGUGAAAACAAGCUUGAUUUCCGUGCUGUGAAACUAAUCUUUGUGGGUAUGAAGAGUGGAGUAAAAGGGUUCAAGAUUUGGAAUCCAAUUGACAAGAAUAUAGUCAUGAGUAGAGAUGUCACAUUUGAUGAGAUGUCUAUGUUAAAGUCUCGGGGUUCUCGGCAGGUGAAGAAUAGAAGCACCAGUACUAGUGAUCCUUUGCAUCAGGUGGAGAUUGAUGAAACUCCACCAAUUACAGUUAAGUCUAUAUAUGUUCAGAAUACUUCUGAAGACACUGGGUCUGCAAGAGAGGUAACUACUGAAGUUCCAAAUGAUAUUGACGAUAUUAAUAAAGAGGAACAUGAGUCACUAGAAGAUAGAGAAGUUACGGUCACGGAGUCCAUAACAACCAGUAAACCAAGAAGAUCAACCAUGAAGCCUGGUUGGAUGAAUGAUUACAUUGCUUAUGCAUUACCAGUUGUUUAA